Metopolophium dirhodum (rose-grain aphid) is the source of this 1443-nucleotide messenger RNA. RefSeq lists its product as uncharacterized. NCBI's taxonomy places the organism in Eukaryota, Metazoa, Arthropoda, Insecta, Hemiptera, Aphididae. The coding region runs from base 1 to 1443 and encodes 480 amino acids. The record is from RefSeq and is a predicted model, not a curated record. The transcript is spliced from 9 exons.
AUGACUGAACAGGAAGAUAAAAUGGAUGCGUCUACGGUUAAAAAACUCGUAAAUCGUAUCAAGGCUUGUACAUUUCUCCCGUACCUAAACAAAUGUGAUUGGUCCUCUGACGUAAUAUCUAAUAUAGAGGAGUUCAUCAUCAGCACGGAUCGGCAAAUGAUUUGUUUGUUUUAUGAAAACAAUAUACUUAAAGCCACAUUUUGUAUACCCGAUGCUCGUACGGAUUCUAUUAUGUGGUUUCUAAAGACGCCCGACAGCGAACACACACAUCUGAAUAACUCCAAUUUCUUAAAAUUGAUUUCAUUCGGAAAAAUGGACACACAAGUGGAGAAAACAAUGUUCUUAUUAUUGGACUCUUUGUAUUCUCCAUUUAUAUUUUCUUGGUCAGCUAGCGAAAAAGAUCAAUUUUUCGAACAAUACAGAGCUGUUAUCCAAGAAUUAUGUUCAUUAAGAUACAAGUUUUUAGGAAUGCCUAGUAUUUACAUUCCAACAAUCGUUGGAAAAUUUGAUGAAACUUCAAAAAGUAUUAGCGAAGAAACUCUCAAAGUACUAGAAAAUAUUUUAAACGUAUAUACUUUAGAAAUUCAAAAAUGCUUAAUGGACACUGAAAGAGUACCAACUAGAUGUGAAUAUAUGAUGGAACAUAUUAUUGAUGAGAUAGGUUAUUGGAAAACUAGACUUAAAAAUUUACGAUUCAUAACCACUUUAUUAAGUUAUAAGAGUGUUGAAGAAAUUCUUACAAUAUUGAAGCAGCAUCAAUCAAUUCUUGUUCAUUCUUUCAACAAUGCUAUGGAUGAAAUUAAGGCAGCCAAAGUAGAAGCCAAAUCCAAUUUGAAUUACUUACAAAUAUUAUUGGAUCCAGUUAUGAGCUUAUACGAUGUACAAUCACCGAAUGACGUAUUAACAAGAUUGCCAGACAUAUUUGUUAAGUUUAUUUUUAUUUUUGAAGAAUCGGAGUACUACAAUAAAUGGUCCGACAUAAGUCGUUUGUACGAAUAUCUCGGAAAUCAAAUUGUGUUCAUUUGCCGAAAAACAAUAAAAAUGUCGGAACUAUUCUCUGGCAAUACGGAAAGUGUUUUGAAUAAAUUACAAGUUUCGAUAAAUUGUUGUGAAAAUUAUAUUUCAAUAUAUACUAAAGUAAUUGAAAUUUAUAAUUCUAAAAAUGACGGACACUGUUCGGUGGAAACUAAAGACGUGCAUAUGUUUUUGGAUCGCUGCAGAGAUGUUAAUUAUAUAUGCAAAUCAAUUGUCUUAUUUAAAAGGAUAAACAGAAAUCAUCCAAUACCAAAACCGAAAUUUUCAUUUACCAAAGGAUUAGAGUUCGAAAAUGUCAUGGAGUCCAUAGAGUUAAAAUUCAACAAAUUGAUAAACAAUCUGGAGAAUGUUCAAAACUUAAUAUUCAACGUAAAUACCACUGAUUGGUAUCAACACGAACUCGAGUAA